GGGCUGCAUAUGUGUGUGAAAGAUACAGAAAAUAUUACUAUUCAUACGUUAAAAUCAUGAAUUGAGCUCUAAUGCGAUAUAUACUUUUCGCAUAAGCGUUAGUAUUUUUCUUCUUCCUGCUCUUCAUUGCAAUUGUGUUUGUGUGUUUGCUUUUGCAUUUGCUUGUGUGUGUGCGUGUAUGUGAGUGAGGAAAAAGACGCAACUUGAUGAGAAACACAUAAAUUAUUGCUAAACAACUACAAAAACAAACGAAAAACACCCAAAGCUGCAAAAGCAACAAACCAACAUGCGAGAAAUGAAAUCGAACUAAGAGCAACAACAAUUGCAUUCACACGCUUAAACGGGUGUUUGUGUGUCUGUUUGCAUGUGUGUGUGUGUGUGUUUAUUUCUUAAAUUUAGAAUAUGACGUUAGAGUGUGCUGUAUAAAUUCGAAGCGGAACGAAAAGGAGUGUGACCAGGUCAGCCUCCAAAUCUGCAUGUCCGAAUUUCUGUCGUCGCAUGCCAGCGGCACUGCGAACUCUGGCAAUGAGUUCGACAAUGAUCAAAGACUAACCCAGCAGCAGCAACAGAGAUUAUUGACGACGCGUAAACCACAAAAUCUAAAGCGAGAGCCUUUAGUUUUCUUCAUAAUGCGUCUAAAUCUGAAGGCGUUGCUGCUGUUUCUCACAGUGGCAGUAAUGGUCAUCACACUGGGUAUUUAUAUGCGCUGUGCGGCAUUCAGUUUUUCGCCGGACUUUAUGCGGCAGCUGGGCAGACAUCGACACGAUGUCGACACAAUCUCGGCCAGCUCAUCCUCAUCCGCUGGGCAGCAGCUGGGUGCGCCACUGCAGGACAUUGAGUGCGCCAUCAAUCAGGAGUACAGCAUUCACUGCAAGCGCGACGAGAACGCCAACGAGGUCUAUGUCCCAUUCUCGUUCCUGCGUCAGUAUUUCGAUGUGAGUGGUGCGGUGACGACGACAAACACUGGGAGCGAUCCUCCGGCCAAAUUCAAUUGGAUGCACAGCAACGCGAAGGUAAAUCUGCCCAAGGGCAAAUAUGAUCCGCGCGGCGUCUUCAUGUAUUUUGAGAACUACAAUGUAGAGGUGCGGGAUCGGGUGAAGUGCAUCAGCGCCGCCGAGGGUGUGCCAGUGAGCACCCAGUGGGAGAAACGUGGCUACUUCUAUCCCACCCAAAUAGCACAAUUCGCAUUGGCACACUACAGCAAGAAUCUGACGGAGCCGACGCCACGGAUUCACAUCCUCGAGGAUGCGGAUGGCAAUCAGUGCGAGUGGACAACGCCCAAGACCAGCAAUAUGACUCGCAUCUGGCACCACAAGUUCAACACGAGCAUUGUCCAGUUCGAGACGACCAUUGGCUACGAGAGCGCCAUCAGCAUCCAGCUGAAUCAGACACAGGAUCUGGUGCUCAGCGUCGAUCUGCUGCUGGUCACCAACAGCAGCAGCCUCAUGGUUACCGUCCUCAAUCGGGACACAAGGCACAGCUACAAUCUGCACUACAUUGCCGCCGAGCUGCUGCUCAGCGUCCAGGAGUCGAACAUCUACUAUGGCCUGGGCAGCGGCUCGCUGAACCGUUGGCGUCACAUCACCCGGGAUCUGCACAUCGAUGUGCAGAAGGGCAUCGUCAUGGGCGACAAGCGGUCGCCGUUGAAGGUGCGUCGCAGCGAUCUGGAGGUGCUAUCGAUUGCCUUCCUCGGCAUUGGCUUCUACGACAAUGUCACGCUCUCGACGAGCGAUCAUCUGUCGCAUUUCUACGAUGCCGCCGAAUGGUUUGUGCACAAUCAGGAUCUCAAAACGGGUGGCUGGACGAAUCCCGUGCGUCGCAAUCUCAACGGAUUUGCCGAGCUGCGUCCCGGCUGGAUAUCGGCCAUGGGUCAGGGCCACGCCAUUUCGGUGCUGGCGCGUGCCUACUGGCAUUCUGGCGGAGAUGUGCGCUACCUCAAGGCAGCAGCGCUGGGCCUGCAGCCGUAUCGCAUCAAGUCCCGGGACGGUGGUGUUCUGGCCCAAUUCAUGGACAAAUAUUAUUGGUACGAAGAGUAUCCCACGACGCCGGCAUCGUAUGUGCUCAAUGGUUUCAUCUACUCACUGCUCGGUCUCUACGAUCUGAAUAGCACGGCACCGGGUAAGAUUGCCCGGGAGGCGGGCAAACUCUUUGCCCAGGGCAUGCACUCGCUGAAGAAGAUGCUGCUGCUCUACGAUACUGGUUCCGGCACCAGCUAUGAUCUGCGACAUCUCAGUCUGGGCAUUGCACCGAAUCUGGCACGCUGGGAUUAUCAUGCGACGCAUGUGAAUCAGCUGCUCCUGCUGGCCACCAUUGACAGCGAUCCGCUGAUCGCUCAGACAGCCGAACGCUGGAAGGGUUACAUGUUUGGCAAGCGGGCCAAACACAACUGAGAACGAAGGAAGCUGGCGGCGGUGGCUGCGGCAGCAUCGUGGCAGCCACAUCGUCGCCGCCGCCUGCUGAACGACGAUGAGGAGGAGAAGCAGAAGCAGGAGGAGUAGGAGACCCAACCAAACAAGUGAUAUUUUUUGUAAAAACCAUUCGAAAUGGUUGCGUCUAUGCCGCGUCUCUUUCCACUUUAGAUUUAGUACCAACUGGCAGCGAAUUUGAUUUUAUUUUUGAUGGGAAUGCUUUUCCAUAUUCGUCCCGCAUAUGUGCUUAACUUGUUUCAGUUACUAUUAACUGUUAGCUGUUAGCUGUUAGCUAUAAGGCUAUAUAAUUGUACCUAUCUUCUUCGUGUAUACCUUAUUAUUGCAUAAUCAUUAUUAGCGUUAGUUAUUACGAUCGAUCGAUUAACAUCUGACUAACUAUGUUUGUUGACUAUAGCCAAAUUGUUUCCUACGUAGUUGCACGCGUAUAUUUCACUGGACAAUAUCGGACACAUAACAUUUAUCAUAAUAUAAAACUUAACUUAACGAAAAGUGAUCUUUGGCACGUCGUAGCUUAAAUACCCCAUAAGGAUUAGCAUUAGCUGACUACGGAUGUAUCGAGAACUUGUCACACUUUUGUAUCGUAGUCAGCGAUUUGUUUUUUUUACUGCUCUUACUAAGUAGAGAUCGUUACACUCACGCCACUUGUAUAAAGUAAAAUGUAGAGCUU
This is a messenger RNA of Drosophila grimshawi, 3096 nucleotides long. RefSeq names its product D-glucuronyl C5-epimerase B (gene Hsepi). Gene Ontology annotation, cellular component: Golgi apparatus. Gene Ontology annotation, molecular function: heparosan-N-sulfate-glucuronate 5-epimerase activity. Gene Ontology annotation, biological process: heparan sulfate proteoglycan biosynthetic process. The coding region runs from base 477 to 2390 and encodes 637 amino acids. Lineage: Eukaryota; Metazoa; Arthropoda; Insecta; Diptera; Drosophilidae. The transcript is spliced from 3 exons. The record is from RefSeq and is a predicted model, not a curated record.